AUGUCUGGUUCAGAAGUGACGCAGACAUACCCCGCGAUGACAUCCGCACCCCGCCAUCUGACCGGCGAUGGAGCUGGGAUACGAGAAUUCCUCGACAGAUUCGAUGUCUUCUUGUUCGAUUGUGACGGUGUCCUCUGGUCGGGCGAUCAUCUUUUCCCCGGAACGAACGAGACCUUGGAAUUGUUGCGCAGUCGAGGCAAGCAAGUGGUGUUUGUCACAAACAACAGCACCAAGUCGCGCGCAGAUUACAAGAAGAAACUAGAAUCGUUGGGCAUUCCGGCAUCAACUGAAGAGAUCUUCUCCUCAUCUUACAGCGCUUCCAUCUACAUAUCUCGCAUCCUACAGCUCCCAGAGAACAAGCGCAAGGUCUUCGUGAUAGGCGAAACAGGAGUUGAGCAGGAGUUGCGCUCUGAGAACGUGCCUUUCAUCGGCGGCACAGAUCCCGCGUAUCGUCGCGAAAUCACAGCAGAAGAUUACAAGAAGAUCUCAGCGGGCGACUCAUCCCUGAUUGACCCGGAGGUGGGAGUCGUUCUGGUCGGACUGGAUUUCCACGUCAAUUAUCUGAAACUGUCGUUAGCGUUUCACUACGUUCGUCGUGGCGCUGUUUUCCUGGCUACGAAUAUCGAUUCCACGCUGCCGAACUUGGGCUCGCUGUUCCCCGGUGCAGGAUCCAUGAGCGCCCCAUUGAUUAUGAUGCUUGGGAAGGAGCCCGUCUCAUUGGGGAAGCCUAACCAGGCUAUGAUGGAUGCUAUUGAGGGGAAGUUCAAGUUUGAUCGGAGUCGUGCAUGCAUGGUCGGGGACCGUGUGAAUACUGAUAUUCGGUUUGGGUUGGAAGGGAAAUUGGGUGGCACUUUGGGUGUGCUUACCGGGGUUUGUUCCAAGGAGGACUUUGUGAAUGGGUCUGUGAAGCCUCUCGCGUACUUGGAUAAGCUCUCGGAUCUAUUGGAGUCGGAUUGA
Molecule: messenger RNA, 957 nt
Organism: Aspergillus tanneri
Lineage: Eukaryota; Fungi; Ascomycota; Eurotiomycetes; Eurotiales; Aspergillaceae
Product: 4-nitrophenylphosphatase
Exons: 5
Coding region: 1-957 (318 amino acids)
Molecular function (GO): phosphoglycolate phosphatase activity; alkaline phosphatase activity
Source: RefSeq, a predicted model, not a curated record